CUGAGGACAACUCAGUAGGGAUGACGCCCGAAAAAAAGGACAAAUGGACUGAAACAAGUCUCGAUUUGGAAAGGCUUUUGACGGUAAAAAAGGAAGAUGAUGAGGAUGAAAUGAAAUCUUAUCUGGACAACAGCAGCCCUAACCAGGAACUCUCCCGUCGGCUCUUCAGGCAGCUGCGCUAUGCAGAGUCUUCAGGGCCCCAUGAGGUCCUGGUCAGACUACGGGAGCUCUGUCGAUGUUGGCUGAGGCCAGACAUGUACACGAAGGAAGAGAUCCUGGAGCGUCUGGUGAUGGAGCAGUUCCUGACCAUCCUACCUGGAGAGACCCGGUCCUGGGUACAAUUACAUCAUCCAGAGCGUGGAGAAGAGGUUGUGGCUCUUGUGAAAGAUAUAGAGAAUGACCUUGAUGAAAAGGUCUCAGCCCAUGCCCAAGGACAGGAUGUGCCAUGGACAGGGACAGCAUCUCUGGCAACCCUUUCUGUUCCACCUCUCUGUGGUAACCACUUGGAUUCUGCUUGUGACGCAAUGAUGCUCCACCUCAAGGAUCCUCUAAAUGUUUUUCCUGCUGCUCAGGCUCCUGCCCGUAGGGGAGACCAAGCAGUGGUGGCUCUAUCGAUGAAAACCAGGUCUCAGGAGACAGUGAUGUUUGAAGAUGUGGCUGUAUACUUCAGGAAGGAAGAAUGGGCAGCUCUGGACCCUGCUCAAAAGGCCCUGUACAGGGAUGUGAUGCUGGAGAAUUAUAGGAACGUAGCAUCUUUGGCAUAUCCGUUUCCUAAACCUCUUGUGAUUUCUAAGCUGGAGCAAGUAUCUGGGAAUCUGCAGGAAGAUCGGGACAGAGAUCAGGGGAUUGCUUGUGCAAGUGGUGAAGUCAAAUUUGAGAAAGAGAAGUUGGUGAACAUCAAGCAAGAAAUUUCUGAAGAAUCACCAGCAGCAUCACUGGGAACUGUCCAGAACAAUGUUUCUGAUCAACCUGAGGAAGUUCCCAGAUUGCGAAACUCCUUGCGCCAGGACCGGCUGGCAGCUUCCCUGCAAUUUAUGGCUUUUGAGACUUGCCUGGAGAACCCAUGGCCCUGCAGCACCUGGAUGGCCCAGUGGGUAGAGUGCUGGACCCGGAAUCACCGAGACCUGACUUCAAAUCGUUCUGCAGAACCUAGCCACAUGGCUCUGGGUGUGCGUGUUACGUGCUGCUGUGUACCAUAUUAUCCAAGUUGUUUUAAAAAAAAUCCUUUGGCAAGAUGGGCAAAAGGAAGACUCCUUCGGAUGGAAACACUGCCGAUGCUAAAAAGAAGAGAUUUGUUAUUACAUUAGAACAAAAAUUUGCUGUUAUUGUGAAGCAUCAUCAUAGUAACUCUAAAAUACUAUGAGAUAUCAGAAUGCUUCAGUCUAUGGAAUAUUAUAUAACACCAAGGCUUUUUGUGUGUAAACUACUAUAAAGAAAUAUUAGUUAUGGUGAUAGAAAUGGAUAGUCUUUUCAUUGUAAAAAUUGAAAAUUGUAAUGAAUUAAUAGUUAUGGUGAUAGAAAUGGAGAGCAUUUUCAUUGUAAAAAUUGAAAAUUGUAAUGAAUUAGUAGUUAUGGUGAUAGAAAUGGAGAGCAUUUUCAUUGUAAAAACUGAAAAUUGGAAUGAAUUAGUAGAACAUCUAUUCAAACAAAAAUUUAAGGUUUAUAUAGAGCAGUAAAAGAAAACAGAAACCAUUUGGGUAAUGAAAUUUUAACUGCAAAUAUUGGUAUUAAGAAAAAAAUAAAUUUAAAAAGUAGAUACACUAAUCAACAAAUUCUUAAUGAGCAUGAAAGAGACUUUUUUUUCUGGAAAAAAAUGACUUCCAGAAUUUAUACUUCUAAUUAAUAAAAAUCUCAAUCAGGAUUCAAAGUGUCUAAGGAUUGCCUAGCACUUUUAUUGGCAUAAAAAUUAUGCAGAAGGAGAUUUUAAAUUAAAACCAAUACUAAUUUAUCAGUCUUGAAAUCUUUGAGCAUUGAGAGGUUACAAUAUUGAUUGCUUUUGGAUCUUUGGCAGUUGAGUAAGUGUAAGUGAUUAAAGUUGUUUUUGAAGAUUGAUUUUCAAGUUAGCUUAGCUCAGUUGUUGAAAGAUAUUUCAAGAACAACAAUACUGCAUGUUAAAACCUUACUGAUUUUAGAUAGUAUCCUACAUCGUCUAACUAUACUUGGUUCAUUAGAUGUGAAUGUGAACGUAUACAUUUAAUAAUGUGUGGAUAAAGUUCUCUGUACCUAUCAGCAUAUGUGCAAAAAUUAAAAAAAAGAGAAGACAUUAUAUUCUUUGCUUCUGUAGAAUCCAAAAUACUUCAUUUUGUGAUUAUCUUCCAUUUGUGAGCUAGGCCUUGCUUCGCUAUAAAUCAUAUAACAUGGGGGAAUUGAAAUGAUGAUCAGUAAUUUUGGGAAAGUUACAUAAAACAAUGUGUAUAAAAUGUUCUGAGGAGUAAUGGUACAACUUGACCACAGUAUGUUCUGGGAAAUAUCACAAGAUAUUUUAUAUAUUUUGUGAUUUUUUUGGUAGUAACUGUAGGAUGUACCAGGAUAUUUUUGAAAUCACUACAAGAUUUGUAAAAAACUGAUCAAUUAGAGAGAACACCCAUGUUACUCAAGAUUAUGUAAGUUGAUUGAUUCCUCAUUAUUGACUGUAUGAAAUCUUUGUUAACUGUCAAAUGCUGUCCUUGUGCCUACUGAGAAACCUUGGACCCAAUUUGUUGUGUAACUGCUAGCCUUGCUAAUAAACAGAAUUGCUUAGAAAUUCAAAUCUUUGUUUCCUCAGUU
Sarcophilus harrisii (Tasmanian devil) is the source of this 2766-nucleotide messenger RNA. Its product is annotated as zinc finger protein 445. NCBI's taxonomy places the organism in Eukaryota, Metazoa, Chordata, Mammalia, Dasyuromorphia, Dasyuridae. The record is from RefSeq and is a predicted model, not a curated record. The transcript is spliced from 8 exons. The coding region runs from base 21 to 1307 and encodes 428 amino acids. Gene Ontology annotation, biological process: regulation of DNA-templated transcription.